Molecule: messenger RNA, 189 nt
Organism: Arabis nemorensis
Lineage: Eukaryota; Viridiplantae; Streptophyta; Magnoliopsida; Brassicales; Brassicaceae
Source: the annotation of a GenBank genome assembly
AUGGCCUUCUACAAUCAUUACACGUCGAUGGCUGUUUUCGCUACAAUGACGUUCUCCUCUGUCUUCACCGCCUUGGCACAGUACGAUUCAGAGCCAAAUACAGGAGGAGCCUCAUGUUUUCCAGGAAUGUCUAUAGUCAUGAUCAUCUCUUCCCUCAUCGUUUCUGGAUUUGCCAUUCUCAGAUGGUAG